This is a messenger RNA of Bicyclus anynana (squinting bush brown), 628 nucleotides long. RefSeq names its product ejaculatory bulb-specific protein 3. The record is from RefSeq and is a predicted model, not a curated record. The coding region runs from base 153 to 545 and encodes 130 amino acids. NCBI's taxonomy places the organism in Eukaryota, Metazoa, Arthropoda, Insecta, Lepidoptera, Nymphalidae. The transcript has 3 exons.
ACUCAUCAAGCACCACCGGAUUAAUCCUACGUCAGUGCGGGAGGAGGGCAAAUUAGAUGCUUCACAACACUCCGACCAUUAUAAAUACAGCCCGCUACAACUCGGCACUCAUAAAUCACCGGUGAUUGUGCAACCUAACUUAUUGUGAUACGAUGAUUGCGAAAGUAAUUGGACUAUUGUGCGUCGUGCUUGCGCUGGCACUCGCUGAGGACAAAUAUACAUCCAAAUAUGACAACUUCAACAUAACGGAGGUGCUGGAGAACCCAAGGCUAAGGCAAGCCUAUGGCAACUGUAUGCUUGGUAAGGGGAAAUGCACCCCUGAAGGAAAGGAACUCACAGAACAUAUGCAGGAAGCCCUUGAGACUGGAUGCAAAAAAUGUACCGAUGCCCAAAUAGACGGAACAGCUACCGUGACCGAUUACCUCAUUAAACACGACCCUGCUCUGUGGAAGGAAUUGACUGCAAAGUUUGACCCCACGGGAACCUACAGGAAGCAGUACGAAGACCGUGCUAGAGAAAAGGGUAUUGUCAUCCCUCAAGACUAAUUCUAUGUUCACGGAAACUACAAAUUACUUUUUUUAUAUUUUGGUUACCAAUUGAUUUCUUAAUAAAUAUAUUUAUGAAUUAA